AUGAGUUGUGCCGCUUUAGCCUCCUCAUUUGCCCUAUGGAAUUGCAGGUACCUCCUUCCAGACAGACCAAAGGACUCUAAACGCAAAACAAAGGUGGUGAAAAGGACCAACAAUCCAACGUGGGAGGAGACUCUUGUCUACAAAGGAAUCGCUAAAACUCAGCUGCCCUCGAUUGGAGUAGAGGUUAGUGUCUGGGAUGCCAACAAACUGAAUCAGUACGAGUAUCUUGGCGGGUGCAACCUCAACACUGGUUCAAAAUCGGGCUAUGGUAUGGAUGCCACCGGAACAGAGCGGGCUCUAUGGGUGGAAAUGAUGAGCAAACCGAAUACUAUGGUGGAGGGAAAUGUGCAGCUACGAUCAACAAUGGAAUGA
This is a messenger RNA of Hydatigera taeniaeformis, 372 nucleotides long. Lineage: Eukaryota; Metazoa; Platyhelminthes; Cestoda; Cyclophyllidea; Taeniidae. The record is from the annotation of a GenBank genome assembly.